Knipowitschia caucasica is the source of this 6378-nucleotide messenger RNA. Lineage: Eukaryota; Metazoa; Chordata; Actinopteri; Gobiiformes; Gobiidae. The record is from the annotation of a GenBank genome assembly.
AUGUCUUCGACUGGAGGAGGAAGCAGAGGGUUUUAUUUUAACACAGUUUUAUCUUUAGCUCGGUCGCUGGCCACGCACGGACACGCUCCAUUAGAAAAGGUACAGAAGUUACAAUGCAUGUGCCCUGUGGAUUUCCGUGGGGUCUACCAGUUGGAUGAGAGGAGGAGAGAUGCUGUCAUUGCUCUGGGUGUGUUUCUAGUUGAAUCAAACUUGCAGCACAAAGAUCCCAUUGUUCCAUACCUUCUUGGGAUUUUGAAAGGCCUUCCCAAAGUUCAGUGGAUUGAGGAAAGCUCCCAACGUAAAGCACAUGACAUUCUUCCUGUUGCUGAAAACUUCAGCUUUAGUCUUGUAACAUUGCUCUCUGAUGUUGCUCAGAGGGAUGAGGAAUUACGUGGACAGAUUCUGGAGGCUAUCAUGGACCUCAUGCAGGUGCUACAAGACAUCUGCAAGAAUCCAGAUUCUGACAACAAAGAGUACCUCUGUAGGUACACAGUACCCACUCUGCUCGGGGUGGCUCGAGCGUUUGGCCGUUACAGCAACACUGAUGAACCUUUACUAUCAAAAUUAUUUCCUCGGCCUGUAGCACCAGUUCUACCUUCAAAUGAAGAGAGUGACUCUGUACACAGGCGAUCUUUUAAUGAUUUCCGCUCAAUAAUGCCCAGCUCUUUGCUGAGUGCUUGUCAGAGUGACACUCUAAAGCGCAAAAGCUCCUCUAAUUCCGGUGUCUCACAACAGGCCAGUCCUGAAAGAGUAGGUCUCGCUCCUAGCUCACCUGCUGAUGCACCUGUGCAGUAUUUUGAGGGCUCUUAUCUUCCUGAUGGAAGUGCAGUUGACCCUGAAUACUACUUCUCCACCAUCAGCUCCAGCUUCUCUGUGUCCCCUCUGUUCACUGGAAGCAGCACCGGAGAGUUUCAUGUCCCGAUUGAUACACUGAGACAGCUGAUUCACAUGGUCGAGCAGCUUGUCUCUGAAUCCUUUUUAAAAUCGUUAGAUGACUCUUUGGCAGAACUUUUAGAGACAACUCCAAAUAUUCAUCUAUACUACAAAACCUUUAGUGAUCCACUGUACGUAGCUAUUUUUAAAAUGCUACGGGAUACUUUAUACAAUCUUAAGGAGCUCCAGACAGACUUUGUGAAAGAGGUCCACGACUUUGUGUUGGAGCAGUUCAGCAGCAGCCAGUCCGAGCUGCAGCGGAUAUUACACGAUGUGGAGUAUUUGCAGAGUGAGCUAAGUCCUCUCAAACUGCGCUGCCAGGCCAACGCCGCGUGUGUGGACCUUAUGGUUUGGGCUGUGACUGAAGAGCAGGGAGCUGAAAACCUUUGCACUAAACUAUCUGAGAAGCUCCAGUCUAAAACUUCUAGCAAAGUUAUUAUUGCUCACAUGCCUUUACUCAUUUGCUGCCUUCAGGGUCUCGGGCGGCUGUGUGAACGGUUUCCUGUUGUUGCCCACUCGGUCACCACGUCUUUAAGAGACUUCUUGGUGGUACCAUCUCCUGUGUUGGUGAAGUUGUACAAAUACCACAGCCAGUUCACAGGUGGCAGUGAAAUAAAAAUUCAUGUAACCAAUGAGCAUUCUCAGUCAACACUAAGCGCCAGUACAAGCAAGAAGAGCCAGCCGUCUAUGUAUGAACAGCUGAGGGACAUCUCUAUAGAUAACAUCUGCAGGUGUCUAAAAGCAGGCCUCACUUGGGACAAUGUCAUUGUGGAAGCCUUUCUUGCAAGUCUUUCUAACCGCCUUUACAUCUAUCAAGAGAACGAUAAAGACGCUCAUUUAAUCCCAGAUCACACCAUCAGGGCUUUGGGCCACAUUUCUGUGGCCUUACGAGACACUCCCAGAGUAAUGGAGCCGAUACUUCAAAUCCUGCAACAAAAGUUCUGUCAGCCUCCAUCUCAGCUCGAUGUCCUCAUCAUUGACCAACUUGGCUGCAUGGUCAUCACAGGCAAUCAAUAUAUCUACCAGGAAGUAUGGAAUUUAUUUCAGCAGAUCAGUGUUAAAGCUAGUUCCAUGGUUUACUCUACUAAGGACUACAAGGAUCAUGGCUACAGACAUUGCUCCCUUGCUGUCAUAAAUGCCCUCGGUAACAUAGCAGCAAAUCUUCAAAAUGAGCAAAUGGUGGAUGAGCUUCUUGUGAACCUGUUGGAACUUUUUGUUCAACUUGGACUGGAAGGAAAAAGAGCAAGUGAGAGGGCCUCUGACAAAGGCCCAGCUUUAAAGGCUUCUAGCAGCGCUGGAAACCUUGGAGUCUUAAUCCCUGUUAUUGCUGUGCUGACCAGGAGACUUCCACCAAUCAAAGAAGCCAAACCGCGCUUGCAGAAACUCUUCAGAGACUUCUGGCUCUACUCUGUUGUGAUGGGCUUUGCAGUAGAGGGUUCAGGUCUUUGGCCAGAGGAAUGGUACGAAGGAGUCUGUGAGAUUGCAACUAAAUCCCCACUGCUCACAUUUCCCAGCGGAGAACCGUUACGCUCCGAGCUGCAGUACAAUUCUGCCUUGAAGAACGACACUGUCACCCCCGGUGAACUGAAUGACCUGCGGAGCACUAUCAUCAACCUGUUAGACCCUCCUCCUGAUGUGGCCGUUCUAAUCAACAAACUGGACUUUGCUAUGUCCACUUACCUCUUGUCCGUGUACAGACUUGAAUAUAUGAGGAUGCUGUAUUCUCCGGACUCUGAUCGAUUUCAAGUCAUGUUUCGUUAUUUUGAAGACAGAGCAAUUCAAAAGGAUAAAUCUGGUAUGAUGCAGUGUGUGAUUGCAGUCAGUGACAAAGUAUUUGAGGUCUUUCUUCACAUGAUGGCAGAAAAAGCAAAAACUAAAUCUCACGAGGAAGAGCUAGAGCGCCAUGCUCAGUUUCUCUUGGUCAACUUUAACCACAUACAUAAGAGAAUACGGCGAGUGGCAGACAAAUAUUUGUCUGGACUUGCUGAAACUUUUCCUCACCUGCUGUGGAGUGGCCGUGUUCUCCGGACCAUGUUGGAUAUCCUACAGACACUGUCACUGUCCUUAAGUGCUGACAUCCACAAAGACCAACCGUACUAUGACAUCCCAGACACUCCCUACCGAGUCACUGUGCCGGACACGUAUGAAGCCAGAGAGAGCAUCGUAAAGGAUUUUGCUGCUCGCUGUGGAGAGAUCCUUAAAGAAGCAAUGAAGUGGGCCCCAUCUGUGACCAAAUCUCAUCUCCAGGAAUACCUAAACAAGCACCAGAACUGGGUGUCAGGACUGUCUCAACACACAGGCUUAGCUAUGGCCACAGAGAGUAUCCUGCACUUUGCUGGCUACAACCGAGAGAGCCUCACGCUGGGGUCCACUCAAUUGUCCGAAAGACCUGCCUGUGUCAAGAAGGAUUAUUCCAAUUUCAUGGCAUCUCUAAACCUCAGAAAUCGAUAUGCUGGAGAGGUAUCAGGCAUGAUCCACUUUGCCCAAGCAAUGAAAGGACAUCCCGAUCUGAGUCGACUGAUGAUCAAACAGAUGGGGGAAGCUCUGGACACUGCUCAGCCCGAGGCGUUUACAGAGUCCAUGUUCAAACUGGCCGCGUUGCUCAUCAUCACAAAGGACUGUGACCCUCAGCUCCUGCACCAUCUUUGCUGGUCGCCUCUCAAAAUGUUUACAGAGCAUGGCAUGGAGACUGCUAUCGCCUGCUGGGAGUGGCUACUAGCGGCCCGUACUGGAAUUGAAGUCCCGUUUAUGCGGGAGAUGGCGGGAGCUUGGCAGAUGACGGUGGAGUUGAAGAUGGGGCUGUUUUCAGACGCUCAGGUCGAGGCCGAUCCUCUGGCAGCAUCUGAAGAAAGCCAGCCUGUACCUUGUCCUCCGGAUGUGACUCCUCACCACAUUUGGAUUGAGUUUCUUGUCCAGAGGUUUGAAAUUGCCAAAUAUUCUAGCGAAGAUCAAGUCGAGAUCUUUGGCAGCUUGCUUCAGCGAUCUCUGUCUCUGAAUGUUGGUGGCAAUCAAAGUAGUCUCAACCGCCAUGUAGCUGCUAUUGGCCCUCGCUUCAGAUUGCUCACUCUGGGACUGGCUUUUCUCCAUUCUGACGUUCUCACAAAUGCUACUGUUCGAAAUGUCCUCCGUGAAAAAAUCUACUCUACAGCCUUUGACUACUUUAGUGUUACCCCCAAGUUCCCAACUCAGUGUGACAAGCGACUUCGUGAAGACAUCAGUGUAAUGAUUCGCUUCUACGCUAGCAUCCUUUCUGACAAGAAAUACCUGGCUGCGUGUCAGUUGGUUCCACCUGGUGAGCUUGGUACUAGCCCUGUCCCGAGCACCCUCUCAGCUGGAAUUUUUGGAUCGCUAAUUGUGUCCAGCACUUCUCCGAUAUCUAUCUUGAAUAAUCAGGACCCAUCACUUAAUAGUUUGUCUGUGAUGAAUGCUGCUGACCUCCGGAGCAGCAUGGACUCUAGCUCCCGCUCCCAGCAGAGCGGUCAGGGCUGGAUUAACACAUAUCCGCUUUCUAGUGGAAUGUCCACUGCAUCUAAAAAGUCAGGCACAUCCAAGAAGAGCAACAGGGGAACUCAACUUCAUAAGUAUUAUACAAAACGCAGAACUCUGCUCUUGGCAUUACUGGCCAGUGAGAUUGAACGGCUUACCACAUGGUACAAUCCCCUUUCCACCCAGGAACUAGCCAUAGUCACUGAACAGUCUGUGGAAACCAGCAUCUCCAACUGGAGGUCCAAAUACAUCAGUCUGACAGAGAAACAGUGGAAGGACAAUGUGAAUUUGGCCUGGAGCAUUGCGCCAUACUUGGCAAUGCAGCUUCCAGCAAGGUUUAAAAACGAUGCCAUUGUCGCUGAAGUAACACGACUUGUGAGACUCGACCCUGGAGCUGUCAGUGAUGUGCCGGAAGCUGUAAAAUUUUUAGUGACCUGGCACACUAUCGAUGCCGACUCGCCUGAGCUCAGCCAUAUCCUGUGUUGGGCUCCGGCAGACCCUCCCACCGGCCUGUCCUACUUCAGCAGCAUGUACCCACCUCAUCCACUCACGGCUCAGUACGGCGUCAAGGUCCUGCGCUCCUUCCCUCCGGAUGCCAUUUUGUUCUACAUCCCCCAGAUUGUACAAGCGUUACGUUAUGAUAAGAUGGGUUAUGUUCGAGAGUACAUUCUUUGGGCAGCUCAAAAGUCCCAGCUCCUCGCGCAUCAGUUUAUCUGGAACAUGAAAACCAACAUUUACCUGGACGAGGAGGGACAUCAGAAAGAUCCCGACAUCGGAGAGCUGUUGGAGCAAAUGGUUGAGGAAAUCAUCAACUCUCUGUCCGGACCAGCAAAGGAUUUCUACCAGAGAGAGUUUGACUUCUUCAACAAGAUCACCAAUGUGUCUGCCAUGAUCAAGCCUGUUCCAAAAGGUGAAGAGAGAAAACGCGCCUGUCUUAAAGCAUUGUCUGACAUCAAGGUUCAAGCAGGCUGCUACUUGCCAAGUAACCCUGAAGCAAUUGUUCUUGAUAUUGAUUACAAAUCUGGAACACCUAUGCAAAGUGCUGCGAAAGCACCAUACCUUGCAAAGUUCAAAGUGAAACGCUGUGGUGUGAGCGAGCUGGAGAGGGAGGGCCUUCGCUGCCCUUCAGACUCGGUAGAAGACGGAGAGGAAAAUCCUGAUGGGUCUCGAAAGGUUUGCUGGCAGGCGGCCAUUUUUAAAGUUGGAGAUGAUUGUCGCCAGGAUAUGCUAGCGCUACAAAUUAUUGGACUCUUUAAGAAUAUUUUCCAGUUGGUUGGUUUGGAUCUGUUCGUUUUCCCAUAUAGAGUGGUCGCCACGGCGCCAGGGUGUGGUGUGAUUGAAUGUAUCCCUGACUGCAAAUCCCGUGACCAACUCGGCAGACAGACAGACUUUGGAAUGUAUGACUACUUCCGUAACCAAUACGGAGAUGAAUCCACUUUAGCAUUCCAAAAGGCUCGUUAUAACUUCAUCCGGAGCAUGGCGGCCUACAGUCUUCUGUUGUUCCUGCUGCAGAUCAAAGACAGACACAAUGGGAAUAUUAUGCUCGACAGCAAGGGUCAUCUUAUCCACAUCGACUUUGGCUUCAUGUUUGAGAGUUCCCCUGGAGGUAACCUCGGCUGGGAACCGGACAUCAAGUUGACUGAUGAGAUGGUCAUGAUUAUGGGAGGCAAAAUGGAAGCUACCCCUUUCAAGUGGUUCAUGGAGAUGUGCGUCAGAGGAUAUCUGGCUGUUCGGCCCUACAUGGAUGCAGUGGUUUCUUUGGUAACUCUGAUGCUGGACACUGGGCUGCCAUGUUUCAGAGGGCAAACCAUUAAACUACUGAAAGGUCGAUUCAACCCACAAAUGAGUGAGAAAGAGGCAGCUGCAUUCAUGAUCAAAAUCAUUCAGAGCUGUUUCCUCAGUAGCAGGAGCAAGACCUAUGAUAUGCUGCAGUACUAUCAGAAUCAAAUCCCAUAUUAA